This is a messenger RNA of Fusarium vanettenii 77-13-4, 642 nucleotides long. RefSeq lists its product as uncharacterized. The transcript has a single exon. The record is from RefSeq and is a predicted model, not a curated record. NCBI's taxonomy places the organism in Eukaryota, Fungi, Ascomycota, Sordariomycetes, Hypocreales, Nectriaceae. Bases 1 to 642 code for a protein of 213 amino acids.
AUGAGCCCCGAAACUAGAAGACAAGUCUUUUGUGGUAUUAACUCGAGAGCUAAGAUACCCCAUAUUUACUUAGAUAAAGAUAAGAGGGUUUCGAACGAUACUAGGGUUACCUUUGACGUAGAUAGCGUCUUAGCCUUCCCGAGUAACCUUGCUAUCGCUAAGCGGGGUAUUCGCUGGUCUCCUACUCGGAUAACCGUAUCCGAUCUUCAGUCUAACCUUCACCUUCGAUCAGUUCCGGUCACAUACCUCGAUAGGAAUAGAAAGCAGCAUCAAGUCCACCGGCCCAUGCACCAGAUUCCUCACUAUACAUUCGGCCGCGUUAUUAGGUUUAAAGACAUAUCCUUAUACCUUCUAUUCCCGAACCUAUAUCGAGAAGAGCAGACAUGCAGUAAGCUCAGGGAUAAAGACUUUCAGCUGUGGAUAGAUAGCAUUCUCCUCCCUGCGAUAUACCAAUGCUACAGCACGGCCCACGUCCAGCACUAUCCAUCGAGCUAUAACCACAGUCGUUAUAACUCUACCGCUCGUGGAGUAGAGACACUAUCUCGACGUGUGCAUACGGUGGCACGGGAACAGCAAUUAAUAUAUUUUCUACCACCGGAAGCGCUGGCAGAUAUGUGGGCUAAUAUCCUCGCCACAGUUUAA